This is a messenger RNA of Effrenium voratum, 1542 nucleotides long. Lineage: Eukaryota; Dinophyceae; Suessiales; Symbiodiniaceae. The record is from the annotation of a GenBank genome assembly.
AUGAAGCGACCUGCAGGAGAUGGAGAAGAACCACCGGCUAAGAAGCUGCGAGCACUGCCACCCAUUGGAAAGGUGGCUGAGGAAGACAAGCAUGUUUUCAUUUCUUUACAACAUUAUUCUGAGAAAAUUGAGAAACUGUUUGAAGGAGACCAUGAUUUUGUAUUCAUCCGCGGCGGCGUCGCCAUCGGCAAGACCACCUUGGCAGAGCAUUUGGGGAGAGAGUUUCCGAAAAAGUAUGUGACCGUGCCCUUCACUGGUGGUGGCACGGCAGAGGCUUGGACACAAGGGACAAUAGAAGCUGUAGAGGCGGCGACUGGCGAGAAGGUUGACAGAACCGAACUAGCCCUGCGGAAUGCCCUGAAGCUGGCGAAAAAUAGGGAACUGACCCUGAUUUUCGACGAAGCCCACACACUUUUUGCAAGUGACUUAUGCCCCCAGCUCUUCAAGAGCACCAGCGGCUAUCGACCAAAAAAUUUGCUGUUCUCAGCUUCAGGGGAAACUUCAACUACGGGACCGCAACUUGCAGUGGCUACACCAUCUGAAAUCACCCAGAAGUUCAUGUGGACACCACCGCUGCCCGGCACUCUAGAGCUGAAGGGGCAGCUGGAGGAAAGCGGCGUCAGGCUGGACGAGAAGAGCAUCGAGUUUUUAGCCCUGUUUUGUGGUGGCCAUCGCGGCAUUUUCAUCGCUGCGACGCACUGGGUGAAGAGCAAGCAGGCUGGUGAGAGCUGGGGCUUCAGCCAGACUGUGGGAUUUGUGCGCAAGAGCUAUGACAAGGGGGGUUGGGACACUGGCACAGGGAUUUUAGCGUUUGUGGGACGGAGCCGUGCAGUGCGUGUCAAUGGUAAGUUCAGCCCUGUCGGCAACACUCCGCAAGAGUUUGCAGAGCUGUUGUGCAAAGGGGCAAGCCGCAUUGCAACGCUGGAAGUUCGGAAAGAGCUCGCCAUCAACGGCUUCGUACUUCUCAAACAUGACAGAUGCAUUGAGGGAGAGCUCCAACAACUGGAUUGGAACAACGAAGGCACAGAGUACCAAGUGGCGAACCCCGUACUCGCUUCGUACUACCGGUACAAUCUGGAGAAACAUUGCAGUUUAGAAGUUCAGUUUGAGCCCAGCAAUCCCCAACAUUGUGCUGAUUUAUUGCUGCGAGCCCUACCCUACGUGUUCUUUGCCGAAGUGGUGUGUUCCUCAUUGUCAAAAGAGCUGCUACCCUACGCAGUCCAGUACAACAAGUGCUUUCAGUCAAUGUUGGAGAAGUUGAACUACCGUGCCCUCGAAUUCCACAGCUCAUGUGCUGGUGAAGGCAAGCCCGAUUGCGCCGUGCAGAUCGAGAAGGAGACGUUUGUCUUGGAGAGUGUGAUGCAUGCCCGCGGGCAGGGAAAAAUCAAUCAGCACCUUCAGCGCUUCAACAACAUGGUCAACUACAAGAACGCCAAGCACCAGGGUCUCUGCAUCAUCGGCAACGACAGAGAGAAGAUGCUCGAGACCUUGAAAAAGACUGAAGCCGGUAAGGUGCAACUGAUAGGCUUAGUCCCCAACUGA